UUCUUUCCCCUGAUCCGUCAAGGAAGCAUAGGCAGAGAAGAAGUGUUUAUUUUUACAUAUUAUUUUCUUAUUUCAAAUUAUAACCUUCCUCCUCCUCUAGAGAGAGAGAGAGAGAGAGAGAGAAAGAAUGGCAGCCUCUGUAGCAUCUGCUUCUUCAGCUGUGAGCCUUAGCAGGAGGGGAAAUGCAUUUCUUGGGGGCUUGUCUUCCCCCAAGGGAAUUAUUUCAGGAUUGCCCUUGACGCCAUUGAGUUCAAGAAGAAGAGCUUCUUAUUCUUAUUCUGGUUUUACUGUGAAAGCCAUCCAGACUGAAAAGUACCAAGUGAUCGAGCCUCUAAAUGGUGACCCAUUCAUCGGAGGGCUCGAGACCCCGAUAACAUCGAGCCCACUUAUUGCGUGGUACCUCUCCAACCUCCCAGCCUACCGCACCUCAGUCAGCCCACUCCUAAGGGGAAUUGAGGUUGGUUUAGCACAUGGUUUCUUGCUCGUUGGACCCUUCGUCAAGACUGGGCCCUUAAGGAACACACCCUAUGCAGGGACGGCCGGUUCCUUAGCAGCUGCUGGUUUAGUGGUCAUACUAAGCAUAUGUCUCACGAUGUAUGGAAUUGCUUCAUUCAACGAAGGGGAGCCUUCAAUUGCACCAACGCUAACCCUGACAGGUCGUAAGAAGGAGGCCGACAAACUACAGACAGCCGAGGGGUGGGCUGGCUUCUCGGGCGGUUUCUUCUUUGGUGGGAUAUCCGGGGUUAUUUGGGCUUAUUUCCUUCUGUAUGGGUUGAACCUCCCCUACUACAUCAAGUGAAACGGGUGGUCUUUUUUCAUGUAAUGUAUGUGUAUGUCAAUAUUGGUAUCUGGUAUUGUGCAACAUGUUGUAGCUAUUGAUUACUCAAACUUGAUUAAAUCAUGGUGAUUAGUGAAAUGUUUUGGUAAGUUCAAGAUUAAA
Amborella trichopoda is the source of this 940-nucleotide messenger RNA. RefSeq names its product photosystem I subunit l (gene PSAL). Gene Ontology annotation, cellular component: photosystem I; photosystem I reaction center; chloroplast thylakoid membrane. Gene Ontology annotation, biological process: photosynthesis. Lineage: Eukaryota; Viridiplantae; Streptophyta; Magnoliopsida; Amborellales; Amborellaceae. The record is from RefSeq and is a predicted model, not a curated record.